GCCGCCCCUGUUUAAAGUGAGUCUGAACCUUGUCUUGAUGUCUAGUCUCUCUGUUGGGGUGCACACGGGUUGACCACUCCUUUGGGCUUUUCUUUUCACGUCGGAUAAUUGGGGGGGAAACCAUAAUCCACAAACAUGACUGACGCGCAACAAGAGGCCCGCUCCUAUCUGAGCGAGGAAAUGCUGGCUGAGUUCAAAGCCGCCUUCGACCUGUUCGACACCGACGGUGGCGGCGACAUCAGCACCAAGGAGUUGGGUACCGUGAUGAGGAUGCUGGGCCAGAACCCGACAAGAGAAGAGUUGGAUGAAAUCAUCGAGGAGGUCGAUGAGGAUGGCAGCGGUAGCAUCGACUUCGAGGAGUUCUUGGUCAUGAUGGUGAGGCUGCUCAAGGAGGACGAGGCCGGCAAGAGCGAGGAAGAGCUGUCAGAGUGCUUCCGUGUUCGAUGCGUGAACGGCGAUGGAUACAUCGACAGAGAUGAGUUCGCCCAGAUCAUCCGCAGCAGCGGGGAAUCCAUCACAGACGAUGAAAUUGAUGAGCUGUUGAAGGACGGAGACAAGAACUCCGACGGCAUGCUGGACUUUGACGAAUUCCUCAAGAUGAUGGAGAAUGUGCAGUAAAACAAAUAGGACUCAAUGGACAUUCCUCCAACCUCCUGUGAAAACCCCUUUCUGAAUAAAUCUGCACCACGCUCUACCCUUACCUCUAUUUCACUGACUCACGAA
Gambusia affinis (western mosquitofish) is the source of this 723-nucleotide messenger RNA. It is a transcript of the gene tnnc2.2, whose product is annotated as troponin C2, fast skeletal type, tandem duplicate 2. The coding region runs from base 136 to 618 and encodes 160 amino acids. The record is from RefSeq and is a predicted model, not a curated record. Lineage: Eukaryota; Metazoa; Chordata; Actinopteri; Cyprinodontiformes; Poeciliidae. Gene Ontology annotation, molecular function: calcium ion binding. The transcript is spliced from 6 exons. Gene Ontology annotation, cellular component: myosin II complex.